Molecule: messenger RNA, 1307 nt
Organism: Verruconis gallopava
Lineage: Eukaryota; Fungi; Ascomycota; Dothideomycetes; Venturiales; Sympoventuriaceae
Exons: 2
Coding region: 195-1205 (336 amino acids)
Source: RefSeq, a predicted model, not a curated record
GUGGGCUCUGUGUAGCAUCGUAUCUACACGUUUGACGAGAUCGACAUGAUCUCCUCGUCCCGCGUUUACGACAAAGCUCUUGGAGGAUCGUCCUGUUUCUCAGCCAUCAUCAUUCGCCUGGCCGCAUUUCACGUGUUGCUGGCUCUGACGAAGCUGUCAUCUUGAAUUGCUAGAUCUCCUGAACACCAGUAAACAUGCGCUACGCAACGUUUACCGCUAAUGACGGCUGUGCUAUCGCCUACCAAACAUCGCACUUUGUAGGUCCAGUCAACUCAGGAGAUGGCGCUGUCUCUGAGGAGCAAAGCUAUGCAUCUAGCGCAAAGUCCGGCUCACUGAGUACGUGCAUCCUGCUCCUUCAUGGCUUCUCCGGAUCUUCAGAUUAUUUCGUCCGCAACACCAAUGAACUUUCACAAGAGCACUGGGUGAUUGCACCAGAUCUGCGCGGACAUGGCCAAUCGCAACACACGUCGCACGGCUACCAUGUCGCACGUCUGGCAAUGGACCUGCAUGAACUCGUCACGGGGGUCAUCAAACCGCGCGACCAGAACAUUCGUAUCUAUGCUACUGGGUGUUCCAUUGGCGCUGCCGUGCUCUGGACAUAUGUCGAGCUCUUUACCGACGCCGAUUUUGCUGGCUUGAUAUUCGUCGAUCAGGCUCCGCUUCAAGAUCGUUGUGUUUUUGAUUCGUGGGGCCCAGAACUCGCACAUUACGGAUGUUACGAUGAAGCCACAACCUUGGAGGCGCAGAGGGCGUGGGCUAGUGACGACCCCCAAGUUCGCGAACAAACAUACGUGGGUCUGGUCAUGUCGUGUUUGGGGUACAGAUAUGCUCCCAUGCCCAGCGACAAAGUAACGGAGGAGCAGAAAAGAGCUGACGAGGAUUUCUUCGUGGCCAUCAGCAGGACCUGCAAUGGCCCUUGGCUGGCAAGACUCUUAUCUGAUCAUACGAGGUACGACCAUCGCGAGGCUAUCGAACAAAUUUCAAAGCCGGUUCUCGUCAUGGCCGGCAGGAGGUCUGGUUGUUUUAGUGUUGCUGGCAUGGAAGAGACAGUCAGGAGGGCAAAAAAGCACAAGGGUGGAAAUGAAAAUGCUAAGAUGGUGGUAUUUGACAGUGGGCACUGGCUUUUCUGGGAAGAGUCUGAACGAUUCAACCGGGAGUUGCUCGCCUUUGUGAAGUCUUGUGAGACGAGUAUAUCGCUUGAAUAAAUUCUCUCCAUUUGUACCUAUGAGGUAUUCUUUGAUUAUCAACUAUCGUAGAAUGAUUGGCUUAAAAGCCUGAGGUUUAGAAUGAAGGAUUUUCAUUCCUUG